Messenger RNA from Entrophospora sp. SA101, 580 nucleotides. NCBI's taxonomy places the organism in Eukaryota, Fungi, Glomeromycota, Glomeromycetes, Entrophosporales, Entrophosporaceae. The record is from the annotation of a GenBank genome assembly.
AAGCAUGAAAAUUAACGGAGAUAACAUGGAAGCAAUUACUUUUCCUGGUCGGCAGAAUUUUUGUUCAGGCACUGAAUUUCCUUUUGCUCCGAAUGAUAAAGGAUUAAAUAGUUUAAUUGGCAAUGAAACCUAUCUAAAUAAGGAAAAUUUAUAUGUCAUUGUCAGCAGAGAAGACUUUUACGAUUCUCUUAUCAUAGCAGGCAAUUUCAAAGUCACUAAUGCCGACGGAAUUCGUCGCUUUUUGGAAAAUGGAGCCAAUCAAUUCAAUUACCAAAGCGUUCCAACUAUUUCGUCAACCAGGAAUACCCGCGAUAGUGAUGGCGCCAAGCAUAAUCAAUUAGUUAAAAAAUACAACUUGGUUAAUAGUGUGGCAAUCAACGUAAUUAACCGCGAAUUCGCUCGAUUAUGGGACCAACUAAAUAGCCAACGAGAAAAUUUGCCAGUUAACAAACGCACGCAGAAAUUACUAGCCAAAAUCACGAACCAAAGCCAACAAAAAUUAGGACAAGACGAAGAAAUUACGGCUUUUGCGGAACUGCAAGAAUUGGUUUUGCUUGACGCCAAUGCCGAAGCAGAACAA